Balaenoptera musculus (blue whale) is the source of this 1375-nucleotide messenger RNA. Its product is annotated as neuronal acetylcholine receptor subunit beta-3. Bases 221 to 1375 code for a protein of 384 amino acids. Gene Ontology annotation, cellular component: neuron projection; postsynaptic membrane; synapse. Lineage: Eukaryota; Metazoa; Chordata; Mammalia; Artiodactyla; Balaenopteridae. The transcript is spliced from 6 exons. The record is from RefSeq and is a predicted model, not a curated record. Gene Ontology annotation, molecular function: transmembrane signaling receptor activity; acetylcholine-gated monoatomic cation-selective channel activity. Gene Ontology annotation, biological process: monoatomic ion transmembrane transport; chemical synaptic transmission; regulation of membrane potential.
GCUCCGAUGCGGGAUGAGGUGCCCACAUUUAAAGUUUUAUUGGGAUGUAAUUGACAUAUAGCCCUGUGGAAAUUUAGGAGGCCCAGCAUAAUGAUGUGACUUCCAUGCGUCAUGAAAGGAUGACCACAAUAAGUUCAGUGACCAUCCAUUGCCUCAUCCAGAUACAACAUUAAAGAAAUAGAAUGAGAGUCUACUUUGAGCGGAUGAGAAGAAUCAGCUGAUGACAACAAACGUGUGGCUCAAGCAGGAAUGGACAGACCACAAAUUACGCUGGAAUCCAGAUGAAUACGGUGGAAUUCAUUCAAUUAAAGUUCCGUCAGAAUCUCUCUGGCUUCCUGACAUAGUUCUCUUUGAAAACGCUGACGGAAGGUUCGAAGGCUCGCUCAUGACCAAGGCCAUCGUGAAAUCCGACGGGACCAUGGUGUGGACGCCUCCUGCCAGCUACAAAAGCUCCUGCACCAUGGACGUCACCUUCUUCCCAUUCGACAGGCAGAACUGCUCCAUGAAGUUCGGAUCCUGGACUUACGACGGGACCAUGGUUGACCUCGUCCUGAUAGACGAGAACGUGGACAGAAAAGACUUCUUCGACAACGGAGAGUGGGAGAUCCUCAACGCCAAGGGCACGGCGGGGAGCAGGAGAGACGGCGCGUACCGGUACCCGUUCAUCACCUACUCCUUCGUGCUGCGCCGCCUGCCCCUGUUCUACACCCUCUUCCUCAUCAUCCCCUGCCUGGGGCUGUCCUUUCUGACAGUGCUUGUCUUCUACUUGCCUUCUGACGAGGGGGAGAAGCUCUCCUUAUCCACCUCCGUCUUGGUUUCCCUGACAGUGUUUCUCCUGGUGAUUGAAGAAAUCAUCCCGUCCUCCUCCAAGGUCAUCCCGCUCAUUGGCGAGUACCUCCUGUUCAUCAUGGUCUUCGUCACCCUGUCCAUCAUCGUCACCGUGUUUGUCAUCAACGUCCACCACAGAUCUCCCUCCACUUACCACCCCAUGGCCCCCUGGGUUAAGCGGCUGUUUCUGCAAAAACUCCCUAAAUUACUUUGCAUGAAGGACCACAUGGAUGGCUACUCUUUCCCGGAUAAAGAGGAGAGUAAACGGGCAGUGAGAGGUAAAGUCCUCGAAAAAAGGAAACAAAAGCAGAUUAGCGAUGGAGAAAAAGUUCUGGUCGCUUUCCUGGAAAAGGCUGCGGAUUCCAUCAGAUACAUUUCCAGCCACGUGAAGAAAGAGCAUUUCAUCAGUCAGGUGGUGCAAGACUGGAAGUUCGCAGCUCAAGUUCUCGACCGGAUCUUCCUCUGGCUCUUUCUGAUUGCGUCUGUCACCGGCUCAGUUCUGAUUUUCACCCCGGCUUUGAAGAUGUGGCUACACAGUUACCAUUAG